CCACCCUAUAAGACUCUCUUUCGAUAAAGAACUAUGUUCAAGUACAGGCGCUAAGAUACGGGGGUCGACACUUUAAAAGAGUUUCAUCAGUCGAAUUCAUAUAUAUCUUGCGAGCAAUAUUUGUUUGAAAAGGACAAAUAUUUUUUUUUCUUCCAACUCUUGAUUAUGAUUAACUAUUUAAGCUACUAUUGUGCGCGAGUGUUGUGUUAAAUUUUAAAAAUUUUAUUUUUUAACUAAAUAUAUAUUUGUGUUUAAUUGUAAAUUAAUUUAAAUUAAUAGAGAUACGUGUUGCUAGUAACACUUUCGGAGAAAAUGUUAAAACGGUUCACAAUCACUCGGAUCUUGGUGUCCGUUACUUUUUGUGCACUACUGAUAGGAAAUUUUAAUGUUGGCAUUAGUGGAAUACAAUAUCAACCUCUUGAGUACUACAGUGAUGGGGGAGAAUGUGCACUAGUCCUUGAUGGUCCUGGAAGAACAAGCACAUUUGAUUACACUUUCAAUUUGCUUCGAGGAACGUACCCACCGAAUGUUGGUGGACACUCGUGCAUUACUUACGAGGCCAUAAACCAUGCCUACCUCGAAGCCAAGAAGCGAAUUCGAGUCGCUCAACCCAAAACAAAUAUUUGGAAACCCGAUGAAUUGGCAACAGUUGGUGAACUACUUUUGGACAUUUCGACUCAAAUUGCCCAAAUGUACGGUCUUACAAGGGAAGAAAUUGAAACACGUCUUCCGCUGAUCGAUACAUCCAAGACUCUUAUUUACGAGGUGUGUCCACCUUUCUUAAGAGAUGUAGAGUGUCGAGCUGGUAAAUAUCGUCGCUUCGAUGGUCUCUGUACAAACUUGGAGAACCCUACAUGGGGUGCAUCGUUAUCGCCAUUUGCGAGAUUGCUGCCUCCUCGUUUUGCGGAUGGAAUGUCAGCGCCAAGAAUAGCAAAAUCUGGUCGUAAUUUGCCACUAUCACGUAUUGUCUCACGUACUAUGCAUCCUGACGAUGGUUUUCACGAUCACGCGGGAACCGUCAUGGUUAUUGCUUGGGGCCAAUUCAUGGAUCACGACUAUACCCUCACUGCCACUCCUCUCGAUCCUUUUAAUCGUAAUGAUCCGGAAGAAUGUUGUAAUCGACCACCACAUCAAAAGCAUCCAUACUGCAAUGAAAUUCAUAUUCCCGAGGAUGAUUAUUUUUAUCGUCUAUUUAAUGUUCGUUGUAUGGAUUUUGUUCGCGCUUUUCCAUCAGUACGUCCAGGCUGCCGUCUUGGAAGUAGAGUUCCUUUCAAUCUACUUACAGGUGUUCUCGACGGGAAUACUGUUUAUGGAGUAACAGACUUUCAUGCCAGAAAACUUCGAACUGGCUAUGGAGGACUUUUGAGGAUGAAUCCAGUAUUUUCUGAAUAUGGACUGAAGGACCUGUUGCCCCUUAAGUUAGACAUUCCCGAUGAAGGCUGCACACGACCAAAUGAUUCAAUGUUCUGCUUCGAGGCUGGGGAAAUUCGAGUAAACGAACAAUUGGUACUCGCUUGUAUGCAUACCCUCAUGGCUAGAGAACACAAUAGAGCUGCAAAAGCUUUGACUAAAGUAAAUCCUCAUUGGGAUGAUGAGACUCUCUUCCAGGAAGCUCGACGUAUUGUCAUUGCUGAAAUACAACAUGUUACAUAUAAUGAAUUUUUACCUAUUUUAUUGGGCAAAGAUGUCAUGGAGAAAUUUGGAUUACUACUACAAAAAAAUGGACAUUGGAAUGGAUAUGAUUCAAAAGUUAAUCCCACUGUUAUUGAUGCCUUCGCUUCGGCAGCUUUUAGAUUUGGACAUUCACUACUACCAACUGCUGUUGAGAGAUGGAGUAAGGCACACAAAUUCAUCGCUUCAAAGAGAUUGUCAGAUCUCAUUAGGAGACCUUAUGAUCUCUAUCGUGCCGGUGUUAUCGAUGAAUAUUUCAUGGGACUGAUGAAUCAAGUUGCUCAGGCUAUGGACGAUUCUAUUACACAAGAAGUAACAAAUCAUCUUUUUAAAAAAGUCGGUGCUAAAUUUGGCAUGGAUUUGGUUUCAUUUAAUAUGCAGCGAGGUCGUGAAUUUGGUAUACCAAGUUACAUGGAAUUCAGAAAAUUCUGUGGGCUUCCGGGUGCAAGCUCUUUUGAAGAACUUUUUGGAUCAAUGCCAAAUGAAACUAUUCGUCGAUACAGCUCCAUUUUCGAAAGUCCAGACGAUGUUGAUCUUUGGUCUGGAGGAGUAUCCGAAAGACCUCUUCCAGGUAGCAUGUUGGGACCAACUUUUGCAUGCAUUAUUGCAACACAAUUUAGUAACUCAAGGCGGGGUGAUCGAUUUUGGUAUGAACUUCCAAAUCAACCGUCGUCCUUUACUCCUGAACAAUUGACUGAACUUCGAAAAACAAGACUAGCUCGAUUAAUCUGCGAUAAUACAGAUCUUAUUGACACCAUUCAAAUUUAUCCCAUGGUAUUGCCAGAUCAUGAAAUAAAUCCUCGAGUUCCAUGUCGAACUGGUAUUUUACCUGGAAUUGAUUUUUCCAAAUGGGCUGAAUUUCCCAAUAGAGCAUCUGCAUACGUGAGUAAUGUACCAGGACAAUAUGGCUUUUUGGGCAAAUAAUUGUAGAAAUUUAUCACAAUAGUAGGUAAAUAAUAAGCACUUUUCAUCAUGUAUUUAAGUAUAAAUUUGUUUAAAAAUAAUUAAGUUUCUAGAUGAAUAAUAAUUUUAAACUGAAUCAAUUUUAUAGAUUAAUUAUUUAUCUAUCUAGAAACUCAAUUAUUCACGAAUAUAUAUACUUCUUCUUAUGGUUAAAUAUAAUAUGAAGUCAAUCCACAAAUAUAGUAGAAUAGUAUAUAAAUAGGAUACAUAUUUCGUUUAACAAUCUAAAGGAAAUAUUUUCCUAUACUAAUAAAAAUUUAGAAUCAUUAUUUUAUUAUUAUAAUAAUAAUAAUUUAAGACAAGUAAACAGCAGUGUGCAAAUCAGUUUCAAGUCACAAUGAUCAUUUUUAUAUUUUUUUUUUCUACACAAAAAAAUUUCACAAGUAAUAUAUCCUUUUUUGAGAAUCAAUUUUUUUGUUUUUUUUAUUACAAGUAAUAAAUGUAAAAUUUAUAAAAAAAAUUUGUAUAUAUAUAUAAAUUUUUUUUAAAAUUUGCAACUUUAUGAAACAAAAAAAAUUUAAGAUUUAGAUUAUUGUAGUUAGUGAAUUAAUAAUUAAGUGGGCUAGAAUGUUGCCAGUUUUAUACUUGACGGGCAUUGCCACAAUUUUUUUUUCUUAAAUGUUUAAAAAAAUACAAGUAAAAUUUUUCAAAUCUUGUUAAUCAAAAAAAAAAACAUGACUGACAUAUUAUAUUCAAACUUCAGUUUGUAAUUUUCUUUUGUAAGUCUUAUUAUCAAUGAUUUGCCAUAUAAAUGUUUAUAAAUAUAAUGAUAAUUACUAUAUAUGUAUGUGUAAUUUAAGUAGCAAUUUAGAACUUAUGAUAAAGUGUAAGAUUAUUUUUUUUUAAUUAUUUUUGCCAUAGUUAUAGUUUAGAUUAUUGAAUAAUUUCCUUUUUCUUUUAAUAUCUUGUUUUGUGGCAAUUUCGUUACAGUUAAAAUAAAACAGCUUUCUGUAGAAAAAUCAAACUAAAAAAUUUUAAUAGGCAUUUCUCUUAAUUUUUUUUUUACUUUUUUAUUUUUAUACUUGUUUAUUUAUUACUAUAUUCCAUUAUUAUAAAUAUUUAUAUUUUUACGCCAUUGUAUAAAUAGAUUCUUCUUCUUUUUUUUAAACAUUGAUAGUAUUUUAAGUAUAAUUAGAAAAUGAUCAUUCUAAAAUUGUUAAUAAUGCUUCAUUAUUUAUGAUAAACUUAUAAAAUGCAUUUUAAGAAUGAAUGUAAUGAAUCAUAAUAUUUUUAAUAUAUAAUUAACAAUUAAGAAUUUUUGUUUUUAAACAAGAUAAGAAAAAUAUAGUAAAUGAAUAUAUAAUUUUUUUCACCUGCUGAAUACUCUAAUAUAAAAAGAUGUUUUUUCAAUAAAAAUUAGAGAAAAGAACUUUUAAACUAAGAAAUAAAAAAAGAAGAGAGAAAAAAAUAUUUGUUUAGUUUUUUUUUCUUUGCUCAAAUUCUGGUACAUAUGACUGAUAUAAGAUAGCACUUUUAUUUUUGAAGAGAAGUGUUAUUAAGUGCUUCUUUAUAUUUAAUUUCAAACUCUUCUCUAUUUACGGAAACGUUUUCCAUUUUUAAAAGAUAAAAUUUGACUGUCACUUAAUAGCAGGCAGAGACAAACUAAAUUUUAUUUCCAAUAUUACUCUCUAAAUUUGAAUUAGUGACUAUUGGCUUAUUCCUAUCGCAGAGUAUGCAGCUGGGAUUAAGUUAAUAGUCACUAAUUCAAAAUAGCGACUAUUCGCUAGUAAUUAGCGAAUUUUCACUAAUUUAAAUAGUGAAAAUUAGCGAAUAGUCACUAUUUUAAUCAGCCCAGAUUAUGCAGCUGGGAAUAAGCGAAUAGUCACUAAUUCAAAAUUAUAUAUGUCGUAGGCCGAUAGACAUUUCAGGCCGUUAGUCAAAAUCCUGGCUUAUAUUCUAAUGGCCGGCCAGUAGACAAUAGCAUAGGCCAUUAGCCGAAUAACUUGCUGGAUGGCUACUAGCCUGACAAUUUUUAGGCCAUUAAAAGAAACAAUUUAUAGGAAACAAUAAUAAUUUAACGAUUUCAUGUUCAAAUUUCUAUUUUUAUUUUAAAUUUUAUUUAUUGCAACACGAAGAACUCAAAUGGCAUCGUGAGUUGCACAAAAUAUUUGCCUUAAAACAAGCACUUUUUUUUGUUUUUUUCCCUCACAUUCUAUAAGAGAUGUAAUAACGUUUAACUCGUGCAUUUUAUUCCACACUGACCUAUUACUUGCUGCAUUUUUGUCAUAAAAGGUGAACAAUUUAGCUUCAAAUGCGCCACGAUUUACAAUAUUUUCGGUCAUAUUGUGACUGAAUUAAACAAAAGUUAUUUGAAAACUAAAACUUAUUUUCAAAAUUAUUCUCUUUGGUAAAUGUAAGAACAAUACCUACCUCGUUUCCUCAUUAGGCAAUUACUAAUAUUUAUAUUAAUUAACGUGUGUUGAAUUAUAAUGUAAACAGAGUUUCUUCUAACGGCCUGAAGAAUGUCAGUCUAGUAGCCCAUUAGCGCAGUAUUCUACUGGCCGGCCAUUAGAGAAUAAGCCAGGAUUUUGGCUAACGGCCUGAAAUGUCUAUCGGCCUACGACAUAUAUAUGCAAUGAAAAAAAAUCGAUUUUUUGACCCAUGAAAAGGUAUAUAACCCCUUAAUAAAAUUCAAAAUUUACUGCGAUCACGGAAUAGAGUUUUCUUUGUGUCGAAUGAUUAAUCAAUAUUGAUAGACAAAUGACAAAAUUAGAUUUGAAAUUGAAAGUACCUAAUAUUUAUUUUUUGAGUAAAAUAAGUUUCAUGCAUAUAGUAACGAAAUGGAGUUUUUGCACCAUAUCAAUUCACUGAGAAAACUGUUUGGUAUCAUGUAUCAAAGUUUGGUUGUCCCUACCAAAUUUUUUAUUUGAUAUAUGUGCAACUAACCAGUUUGGUUGGGAGUACUAAAUUUAUUUGUCCAACCGUUAAAUUUCGCUCAAUUGAAUUAUUUAGUAGGUGUAACCAAAUAAUUUAGUCUACGUAAUAAAUACAUUUAUUAGAAUGAAAAAAAAUGUUCUGUUGGCGUAAAUAAAAUUUAGUUAUUUCAACUUACUGUUUUCGUUGAUUAAAAAAAAUUUUUUUGUAGAAAUAACUAAAUAAUUUAUUUUAUAUAAAAUAGUUUAUUUGGUCAUUUUUACGAUUUUGUAUAAAAAAUAAGGUAUUUUAAUUCAAGAGAGAUGAGAUUGAUAAUAUAACUUUAUUAAAUUCAUUAUGCUUAGACAUUACAAAAAUAAUUUAUCUUCCCGUAAGUACACACUACGCGCGUUUCAUGAAAUAUCUCAAAAUGAUAUCGCAUAAAAUUGAGGAGCAAGUUUUCAAAAGUUGAUACAGAAUGCCACGAGGCAUUCUAACCCCCAUUCUCUUAGCAAACGUUUUGUCACUUCGUCAGCCAUUCUUUCGAAAUAAAAGAAACACUUUCAGUACACUUUUAAAAAAUAAAUAUUUAUAAAACUUUAAUGACACUGCUACGAUAAUAGACCAGCCGAACAAUAAAAACACAUGACAUAAAUGAUCGGAUAAGCAUAACGCGGAAGAGGUCCACGACUGACUAUAGGCCCUACGACCGACGCCACAUUUUCGAGAACAGCGCGUGCGCAAUUCUGCGUGCCAGCGAUUUAGUACGGAGAACCAAACUGUUUAGUUCGUAGACAUGAAACCUUCAAAAAUAUUUUUUGGUAGAGCAAACUAAAUUUUUCGAUUGAUUGCCACUUUCUUUUCUGUUGUGACAACCAUACUUUAGUAAGGCCAACUAAAAAUGCUUAACUAAAUUAUUUUCUUAUUAUUACGAUAUUAUUUUUCUCAGUGCAUACGAAUAUUUCAGAUAAUAUGAAAUUUGUUGUAUCUUUUAUAAUCUCUUGAAGAUUAUGUUUAUAAUAAAUUACUUUUUAUCGCACAUACGCGUAAUCAUAUUUAUUUCCGUUGCCUAAAUCAAUUUCGGUUCUAACAGUAUGCACUAUUUUGAAUUUUGAAAUUCUGACUUCAGAUGCGUAAUCAGCAAUCUCAAAAAUGGUAGAUUAGUAAAGUUAUUAUUGUAUUUUUAUUUUUAAAAUAAUUCACUUCAACCUUAUGUGUUUUCUAUGUAGUUAAGUAAUCUAGAUUUUAGUUUAUAAAAAAAGUGCUAUCUUAUUUAGUCAUCAUUAAGUUUAGCUCCUUUUAUUAGGGAAAUUAUCAUUUUAAUUUUUUUCUAAUGAAACUUAAUUUAAAAAAUAAAAAUAAGUUUUUAUAACUUUUAUAACCUUUUCACAAUCAAAGUUUACGUUAAGUACUACUAUAAUGGUUUUAUAUGUUUCUCAUUAUUUUAUAAGAUGACGAAUAUACAUACAUAUAACAAUUUUAACUUAAGUUAUUUAGCAAAUGUUAAUCAACUAUCGACACUGAUUAUUCACGUAUUGCAAUUUAAUGAAAACAUGAAUGCAAUUAUUGUUUAUUUUAAGUAUGUUCUUCACAUAUAUUGCUAAGUAAAUAUAUUUGCCUAACUAAAGUAUUACCGAAUGUAGAUUGUAAAUAUGUUUAAUAUAAAUAAAGAAAACAUGAUAGAAAAUUAAAAUUAUCAAAUUCUUUGUUCUCUCUGAAGAGGGCGAGCUAAGAGGCAAAAAUUUAUAGGUUAUGUUUAUGAAAUUUAAAAUAAAAAUACACAAAGACGAUCAAAAUAAAAAUGUUUAAAUCUUUAUUACGUCAAAAAUAAAAACGGAUUUUAAUUCUAUAUAAUAAUUGAAAAUUACUUUUAAUGUUUUAAUUAAGAAAAAACUAUACUUUGUAGACAUAACCUAUAAUUUAUUGAUAAAUUUCAUUACAUUCAUAACUUAUAAUUUUUUGCUAUUAUGUCUCUUUCUUCAGAGCAAAAAGAGUGCCUUUCUUCUUUGUUAAUUUCUACAAAAUUUUGAAUUGGAUAUUUUAUAUUUAAUUUUUAAAUUUUCAUGUUUUCUUGAAGCAGUAGAUAAUUUUUUCGAUAAAUAUCAUAUAAAAAUGUACAUAAAUUCAAUAAGUAAAAUAAAUCAGUUUCAUAAAUAA
Molecule: messenger RNA, 7644 nt
Organism: Leptopilina boulardi
Lineage: Eukaryota; Metazoa; Arthropoda; Insecta; Hymenoptera; Figitidae
Gene: cysu
Product: peroxidase
Exons: 16
Coding region: 313-2595 (760 amino acids)
Biological process (GO): response to oxidative stress
Molecular function (GO): peroxidase activity; heme binding
Source: RefSeq, a predicted model, not a curated record